Molecule: messenger RNA, 1508 nt
Organism: Wyeomyia smithii (pitcher-plant mosquito)
Lineage: Eukaryota; Metazoa; Arthropoda; Insecta; Diptera; Culicidae
Product: probable trafficking protein particle complex subunit 13 homolog
Exons: 4
Coding region: 133-1407 (424 amino acids)
Cellular component (GO): TRAPPIII protein complex
Source: RefSeq, a predicted model, not a curated record
AAUCAACUGUAAUUGUUUUUUUUUCUAAUUGGAAAUGAAAAAUUAAUGUAGAAGAAUAACAACAGUAGUAGAACAAGGAAUAAUCAUAGAAUCAUAAAACUGUUUCAAGUUAAAAAUUAAAAAUAAAUAACCAUGGCUGAUCCCACAGAACAUUUACUUGCAUUAAAAGUAAUGCGCCUAACACGUCCCACCUUGGUGAGUUCGCAAAUUGUUACGGCAGAGGGCAAGGAUUUACCCCAGAAUACGUUCGAAAAAAUACUUCAAGCCACCGCCACAACCGUGCAGGGCAGUGAAACCUUAGCGGCUGGACAGUUUAUGCUGCUGCCGCAAAGUUUCGGUAACAUCUACUUGGGGGAGACUUUCUCUAGUUACGUUUGUGUUCACAACUGCCGUGCCCAUCCCGUUAGUAAUGUUUCGGUUAAGGCCGAUUUGCAAUCGAACAAUACUAGAAUCAGUUUACCCAUCCACGUGGAUAAACCGGGACCAGUCACCCUGCACCCCGACGAGACACUGGAUGACGUGAUUCACCAUGAGGUGAAAGAAAUCGGGACGCAUAUAUUGGUAUGUGAGGUAUCGUACAUGACACCAGCCGGAUUGGAGACUUCCUUCCGUAAGUUCUUCAAAUUUCAAGUCGUUAAGCCAUUGGACGUUAAGACAAAGUUUUACAACGCGGAAACCGAUGAAGUUUACCUGGAGGCACAAAUACAGAACAUAACAGUAGGACCAAUCUGCCUGGAGAAGGUUGAACUCGAGAGUUCGGAACUGUAUACAGUAGUUUCGCUGAACAAUUUACCAUCUGGUGAAUCGGUGUUUUCGCAGCGAACUAUGCUGCAACCGCAGAACAGCUGUCAAUUUUUGUACUGCAUCAAACCUAUACCGGAAAUUAUGAACGAUCCGAAGGCGCUGAAGGCUGCCAACAAUAUUGGCAAGCUGGACAUUGUUUGGCGCUCGAAUCUGGGCGAACGUGGUCGCUUGCAAACAAGUCAGCUGCAGAGAAGUCCAAUCGAAUAUGGAGAUUUACGAUUGACGGUCAUUGAGGCCAAAAGUACGGUGAAAAUAAGUGAAGGUUUUGAUUUCAAAUGUCGGGUUACAAAUACCAGCGAUCGUUCCAUGGAUUUGGUGAUGAAUUUAAACACGAAAGCAAAGGUGGGAUGCGGUUACACAGGACAAACAGAGAUAAGUCUGGGCAAUCUGGAACCGGGCAAAUUCACAGACUUCAAGUUAACGGUUUGUCCGGUACGCUUGGGCUUGAUAACAAUUAGUAGUCUACAGCUCACCGACGUUUUUAUGAAGCGAAAAUAUGAGUUUGAUGAUUUUGUUCAAGUAUUUGUGGUGGACGAAGACUACCGGGAGGAUGAUUUCCAGUUGGACAAGUACGUUCGCUAUAGCGUUCCACAGUCAGUAUAAAGAGUACGUGAUAUUAGUUUUUGCGAAUUAAAAUGUUUAUUUUUGCACUUACUUGAGUACGAGCACUGUAAACUAAGGAAAUAAAUUGAUUUAGCAAAUUA